Molecule: messenger RNA, 974 nt
Organism: Funneliformis caledonium
Lineage: Eukaryota; Fungi; Glomeromycota; Glomeromycetes; Glomerales; Glomeraceae
Source: the annotation of a GenBank genome assembly
CUGAAACAAAAAAGGAAGUAUUAGUUUCGAGAAGUGAAAUAGAGACUACAAAAAUGUUAAAGUCUAAUUAUAAUAAAAAAAAAAGAAAGAGACAUCAAGACUCUAGCUUAGAACGGUCAAGUUCUGAACAGGAAUCAGAUGAUGAUUGUGAAUCUAAUACCAUUGAUAAAGAUCAUGAUAAUUCAUCUGUUGCUCUACCAAUCCUGAAACCGUCUGAAAAAUCAAGCAAAUUUGUGAAUUUGCAUCUAAAAUUAAAUUUGGAAAAGAAUCUUUCCCAAUCUAAGCUGCUUUUUACGGACUUAUUGAACGCUAUACUCCCGUUGGAAUUUAAUAUAAAAAUCUUGAUAAAAAUAUUAGAGCUGGAAUUAUCCUAUAUUUUAUUUAGUCAACUAUAUUUUAUAGGAGAAAAUGCUCGUCGUCAGGAUAAGAAAUGUUCAGUCAAUGGUGAGAAGCAUAAAAGGACAAAUCAAUUAACUGUCAAAGGUGAGAAGUGCAGAAGGACAAAUCAACUGAUUAUCAAUGAUGAGAAGCGUGAGAGGUCAAAUCAACCGAUUGUUAAUGAUGAGAAACGUGAAAGAAAGUGUACUCAAAAAAAGAUGACUUCUACUAACUAUUAUUCUGAAAGUCAUGAAGAUUCUUAUGGUAAUGUUGAUGAUGAGCUUGAUAAAAUAUCGAAAGAUGAUACACAUUACUUAUUAUCUAAUCCUAUACCAAUUUAUUAUUAUAACACAGACUCAGAAAGUUCUAAGGAUAAUGUUGAAGAGAAUAAAAUGAUGAAUAGUGUCUCUUCACAAGAGUCCAAAGAUUAUAAUCUAUCACUACCUGAUUCAGAUGACAAAGAAUCAAAACCUCUUAAGAAAAUUUGUAUUUCUAAUUUUGAUAAGUUGACAUUGCAAAAGACAACUGAAUCAUACAAAGCCAAAUCAUCGAAAAGAUCGUUGAAACAAACUCUUGUGUCAGAGAAAGUGAAAUAA